GCGGCCUGGCUCUAGCCCGGGCGCGGGGCUCCGGCCGCGGCCAUGGAGCAGCGGCUGCGCGCGCUGGAGGAGCUGGCGCGGGGCGAGGCCGGCGGCGGCCCGGGGCUCGACGGCCUCCUGGAUCUGCUGCUGGGGCUGCACCACGAGCUCAGCAGCGCCCCCCUGCGGCGGGAGCGCAGCGUGGCGCAGUUCCUGAGCUGGGCCAGCCCCUUCGUCACGAAGGUGAAAGAGCUGCGGCUGCAGAGAGAUGACUUUGAGAUCUUGAAGGUGAUCGGCCGAGGGGCCUUCGGGGAGGUCGCCGUGGUGAGGCAGAGGGACAGUGGGCAGAUUUUUGCCAUGAAAAUGCUGCACAAAUGGGAGAUGCUGAAGAGGGCUGAGACGGCCUGUUUCCGGGAGGAGCGGGAUGUGCUGGUGAAGGGGGACAGCCGCUGGGUGACUGCUCUGCAUUAUGCCUUCCAAGACGAGGAGUAUCUGUACCUAGUGAUGGACUACUAUGCUGGUGGGGACCUCCUCACUCUGCUGAGCCGCUUCGAGGACCGCCUCCCGCCCGAGCUGGCCCAGUUCUACCUGGCUGAGAUGGUACUGGCCAUCCACUCGCUGCACCAGCUGGGCUACGUCCACAGGGAUGUCAAGCCGGACAAUGUCCUGCUGGACAUGAAUGGACACAUCCGCUUGGCUGACUUUGGCUCCUGCCUACGUCUCAACAACAGUGGCAUGGUGGAUUCAUCCGUGGCAGUGGGGACCCCAGACUACAUCUCCCCUGAGAUCCUGCAGGCCAUGGAGGAGGGCAAGGGCCACUACGGCCCACAGUGCGACUGGUGGUCGCUAGGAGUCUGCGCUUACGAGCUGCUCUUCGGGGAGACGCCCUUCUACGCCGAAUCCCUGGUGGAAACCUAUGGCAAGAUCAUGAACCACGAGGACCACCUGCAGUUCCCCUCGGAUGUGCCCGACGUGCCAGCCAGUGCCCGAGACCUGAUCCGCCAGCUGCUGUGCCACCAAGAGGAGCGGCUGGGCCGCGGAGGGCUGGAUGACUUCCGGAACCACCCCUUCUUCGAAGGCGUGGACUGGGAGCGGCUGGCGACCAGCACUGCCCCCUACAUCCCUGAGCUUCGCGGGCCCAUGGACACCUCCAACUUCGACGUGGAUGAUGAUACUCUCAACCACCCAGGGACCUUGCUGCCACCCUCUCACGGGACCUUCUCGGGCCACCACCUGCCAUUCGUGGGUUUCACCUACACCUCAGGCAGUCCAGGCCCCGAGAGCAGCUCUGAGCAGGUGGCUGCCCUGGAGCAGAGGCUCCAUUGUCUGGAGCAGGAGAAGAGGGAGCUGAGCCGGAAGCUCCAAGAGGCCCUGCAGAUCCCCUCAGACCACCGGGAGCUGGAGCAGCUGCGGAAGGAAGUGCAGACUCUCCAGGACAGGCUGUCAGAGAUGCUGAGGGACAGCAAGGCCCCCUUGUCUCGGGCAGAUCAUAGCCCAGGCCAGGACAGUGACCUACAGCAGGAGAGAGACCGGCUCCUCCAGGAGCUUGCCGAGGCUCGGGCACAGCUGCAGACGCAGGAGCAGGAACUACGCAGAGCCCAGGGCCGGCAGGAGGAGCUGCUCCAGGGCCGGCAGGAGGCCCAGGACAGAGAGGCGGCCACAGCCAGCCAGGCCCAGGCCCUGAGCUCCCAGCUGGAGGAAGCCCGGGAUGCCCGGAGGGAGCUGCAGGCCCAGGUGGCCACCCUGACCCGGGAGGUGACUCGGCUCCAGAGAGAGCAGGAGCGAAGCCUGGAGAAGGAGCCAUCCCAGGUCAAGACUGUCCACAGCACCUCUGAGACCAACGGCAUGGGGUCGCCAGAGGGCGGGCCGCAGGAAGCCCAGCUGAGGAAGGAGGUGGCCGCGCUCCGUGUGCAGCUGGAGCAGGCCCACAGCCACGGGCCGAGUGGGAAGGAGGAGGCCCUGUGCCGGCUGCAGGAGGAGAACCAGCGGCUGAGCCAGGAGCAGGAGCGGCUGGUGGAAGAGCUGGAGCGGGAGCUGCAGAGCAAGCAGCAGCUGGAGGGCGAGCGGCGGGAGACGGAGAGCAAUUGGGAGGCCCAGCUCGCCGACAUCCUCAGCUGGGUUAACGAUGAGAAGGUCUCAAGGGGCUACCUGCAGGCCCUGGCCACCAAGCUGGCUGAGGAGCUGGAGUCCUUGCGGAAUGUGGGCACCCAGACGCUCCCUACGCGGCCACUGGUGAGCCCCGGAGACACCCUGGGAGGAGGGGGUGCCAGCCUCACUCCGCAGGUGGGGACACUGAGCUCACGGAAGAUCAGUGACUUGCCUAAGCUCACAGCGGAUCAGUGGCAGAGCUGGGGCUUUGAGCCUGGCCAGGACCACCAGUGGAAGGCACGGCGGCUGCAGAAGAUGGAGGCCUCGGCCAGGCUGGAGCUGCAGUCGGCGCUGGAGGCCGAGAUCCGGGCCAAGCAGAGCCUGCAGGAGCGGCUGACGCAGGCCCAGGAGGCCCAGCUGCAGGCCGAGAGCCGUCUGCAGGAGGCCGAGAAGCAGAACCAGAGCCUGAAGCAGGAGCUGGCUGCGCUUCGGGAGGAGCUGCGGGCCCGCGGGCCGGGAGACACCAAGCCCUCAAACUCCCUGAUUCCCUUCCUGUCCUUCCGGAGCUCAGAGAAGGAUUCCGCCAAGGACCCUGGCAUCUCAGGCGAGGCCCCGAGGCCGGGGGUGGAGCCGGAGCUGAGGCCAGAGGGCCGCCGUAGCCUGCGCCUGGGGGCUGUGUUCCCCAGAGCUCCUGCCACCACAGCCGCUGCAGACGGCCCUCCUGCAAAGCCCGGCUCUCACACGCUGCGCCCCCGGAGCUUCCCAUCCCCCACCAAGUGUCUCCGCUGCACCUCGCUGAUGCUGGGCCUGGGCCGCCAGGGCCUGGGCUGUGACGCCUGCGGCUACUUCUGUCACUCAACUUGUGCCCCACAGGCCCCACCCUGCCCCGUGCCCCCUGAACUUCUCCACGUGGCCCUUGGAGUACACCCCGAAACGGGCACGGGCACCGCCUACGAGGGCUUCCUGUCGGUGCCGCGACCCUCGGGCGUUCGGCGGGGCUGGCAGCGGGUGUUCGCUGCCCUCAGCGACUCACGCCUGCUGCUGUUCGAUGCCCCAGACCCGAGGCUCAGCCCGGCCAGCGGGGCCCUCCUGCAGGCACUGGACCUGAGGGACCCCCAGUUCUCGGCCACCCCUGUCCUGGCCUCUGAUGUGAUCCACGCCCAAUCCAGGGACCUGCCACGCAUCUUUAGGGUGACGGCGUCCCAGCUGACGGUGCCGCCUGCCACGUGCACCGUGCUGCUGCUGGCGGAGAGCGAGGGCGAGCGGGAGCGCUGGCUGCAGGUGCUGGGCGAGCUGCAGCGGCUGUUGCUGGACACGCGGCCGCGGCCCCGGCCUGUGUACACGCUCAAGGAGGCCUAUGACAACGGGCUGCCGCUGUUGCCCCACGCGCUCUGCGCCGCCAUCAUUGCCUCACAGCAGCUCUGUGAGAAAGACCAGGAACGGCUUGCUCUGGGCACUGAGGAGGGGCUGUUUGUGAUCCAUCUGCACAGCAAUGACAUCUUCCAGGUGGGCGAGUGCCGGCGGGUGCAGCGGCUAGCCAUGAGCCCCACUGCGGGCCUUCUGGUCGUGCUGUGUGGCCGUGGUCCCAGCGUGCGCCUCUUCGCCCUGGCCGAGCUGGAGAGUGCGGAGGCGGCGGGCGCCAAGAUCCCCGAGUCUCGAGGCUGCCAGGUGCUGGCAGCCGGACGCAUCCUGCAGGCCCGCACCCCCGUGCUCUGUGUAGCCGUCAAGCGCCAAGUGCUCUGCUACCAGCUGGGCCCAGGCCCAGGGCCCUGGCAGCGGCGCAUCCGUGAGCUGCAGGCACCAGCACCUGUGCAGAGCCUCGGGCUGCUGGGUGACCGGCUGUGUGUGGGCGCGGCUGGUGCCUUCAUGCUGUACCCGCUGCUCAACGAGGCUGCUCCCUUGGCACUGGGGGCCGAUCUGGUGUCUGAGGAGCUGCCACCGUCCCGCGGGGGCCUGGGCGAGGCGCUGGGCGCCGUGGAACUCAGCCUUAGUGAGUUCCUGCUCCUCUUCACCACCGCCGGGGUCUACGUGGACAGCGCCGGCCGCAAGUCUCGCAUCCACGAGCUGCUGUGGCCAGCAGUGCCCACGGGCUGGGUUUCCCACCCUGCAGGUUACGCAGCACCCUACCUGACAGUGUUCAGUGAGAACUCCAUCGACGUGUUUGACGUCAGGAAGGCAGAAUGGGUCCAGACGGUGCCACUCAAGAAGGUGCGACCCCUGAACCCAGAGGGUUCCCUGUUCCUCUAUGGCACCGAGAAGGUCCGCCUGACCUACCUCAGGAACCGGCUGGCAGAGAAGGACGAGUUCGACAUCCCCGACCUCACUGACAACAGCCGGCGCCAGCUGUUCCGCACCAAGAGCAAGCGCCGCUUCUCCUUCCGCGUGUCGGAGGAGCAGCGGCAGCAGCAGCGCAGGGAGAUGCUGAAGGACCCUUUUGUGCGCUCCAAGCUCAUCUCAUCGCCCACCAACUUCAACCACCUGGUGCACGUGGGCCCUACUGACGGGAGGCCCAGAGCCAGGGACCUGCCCCGGGCCCCGGAAGAGAAGGGCCGAGGGGCCCGCAGCUCCGGCCCGCAGCGGCCGCACAGCUUCUCGGAGGCCUCGCGGCGCCCAGCCUCUGUGGGCAGCGACGACCUCGCCGGAGACGCGGACCCCCUGAAGAGGAAGCCUUGGACAUCUCUGUCCAGCGAGUCCGUGUCCUGCCCCCAGGGAUCUCUGAGCCCCGCAGCCUCCCUGCUACAGGUCUCAGAACGGCCCCGGAGCCUCCCCCCAGCCCCUGAAUCAGAGAGUUCCCCUUGACACCCUGUGGCAGGGCCCACCCCAAUCCCAGGACCAGGAGACGUGAGGGAGCAAAGAGCUUGAGGAAUACCAUACUCCGGCUGGCCCGGGAUGUGUGAAAUUCGGACUCAGGGAGAGCCUCAGCUGGGCAGCGACUGGGGGGCCGGCCUGGGUUCUCAGGACCCGGGGGGCCUGACUUCCAGCCCCAAUCUGUGCCAGCCACUGGGAAUAGAAUGGCCCCCUUCUACUCUGGGGGCCCUGCUGUCCAAGGGUGAUUGUGCCAAAGCUCUUAUUUCCAGUGCUGAGCCCCAAGAGGCUUGUAAGCAAGAGUCGGGAUGAGGGACGGAGAAGGGCCAGGUCCCUGGGAGCAGUCUGGGGCCUUGGCUGCGGACUGCUAGCCCCCAGGUGAGGCCAGGCUGGGGCAUAUCCCAGUCUCUGCUCAGGGUCAGGGUGGGAAAGACGGGCUCCGAUCCAGAGGCAAGGAGGAUGGAGAAGGAGAGGGAAGGAUGUAGGUGAACGAGGUGAGAGAGGCAAGGGCAGAGGGAAGUAGAGGAGGAGGUGAUAGUGUUGGCGGAGGUGAGGGCCAUCGGAGGAGAAGGAGAGACGGAUACAGGGGGAGCGGUGGAGAAGAGGAGAGACAGGUGACGGAGAGGAGAGGGGUGGAGGGGAGAGGGAGCUGGAAGGAGAACACACACCCACGGGUCCUUUGUAGGGAGAAGCUUGGGGGGAACAGAGAGAGUCUCCAUGAACCACCUGACAUUGUCAUCUAAUCCGCCCAGGGGGAGAUAAUUCUUAGACAGGGAUGGGAUGUGGAGGGUAUUUAUAAGGGCUACUUGGUGGGAGACAGGCACCCGAUGGGGGCCGCUGGAGGGUCUCCAGGCACACUCUGGCACUUCCCAGAAAAGGAGGUCCUUUUUCUUAAAGCUUCAACCAACUGUGUAUUAGGGGAUCAUAGGGAGCAUUUUAUUAUUGAUCACAGUCAUUAUUAUUGUUAUUAUAUUACUAUUUUUAUUAAACUUCCCUCUACUGACGAGUGGGGGGCAAAAUAAGUAUUUAUCUUCUCAAAUGCCAUAUUCCCGGGAGGGAUUGACCCUGACGCUCUGUGAAGCAGUAAGAAACCAAUAAAGACAACUUUGUAAGUU
Molecule: messenger RNA, 5987 nt
Organism: Diceros bicornis minor
Lineage: Eukaryota; Metazoa; Chordata; Mammalia; Perissodactyla; Rhinocerotidae
Gene: CDC42BPG
Product: CDC42 binding protein kinase gamma
Exons: 38
Coding region: 43-4866 (1607 amino acids)
Biological process (GO): actomyosin structure organization; peptidyl-threonine phosphorylation
Cellular component (GO): cytoplasm; cytoskeleton
Molecular function (GO): ATP binding; protein serine/threonine kinase activity
Source: RefSeq, a predicted model, not a curated record